Messenger RNA from Pelodiscus sinensis (Chinese soft-shelled turtle), 963 nucleotides. Lineage: Eukaryota; Metazoa; Chordata; Testudines; Trionychidae. The record is from RefSeq and is a predicted model, not a curated record.
AUGAAAUCUAUGAAAUCCAAUGAGUGUCGUGAAAAUGGGGUGAAACUGAGAGCCACUGAAUUCUUUGAGGCCUGGUUUACCUGGGCCCUGUGCAUUCCUCAACCCUGUUGUUUCAUCCACUACGUCAUGGCAUCAUUCAACCUCACACCCUCUGACACGUCAACAUUCAUCCUAAGUGGCAAAGAGCACACCCUACUCCAGCCAAUGUACCUGCUGCUCUGCAUGCUGGCACUCACAGACAUCGGCAUGUCUACCUGCAUUGUGCCAAAGGCCCUAGGUAUAUUUUGGUUUAAUUUGAAAGUUAUCACAGUGAGUGGCUGUCUGACCCAAAUUACCUUCCUUAGUGCAUCUUUUGCAACGCAAUCAGCCAUCCUGGUGGUAAUGGGCUUUGAUCGCUAUGUUGCCAUAUGUAACCCUCUCAGAUACACCACCAUCCUCACCAACACACGGGUAGCUACACUAGGGCUGGUCAGUUUAAUGAGAGGGAUUAUUUAUGUGCUGCCCAUGCCCCUCAUGCUGAGUCAACUGCCGUUCUGCGGCAACCGCAUCAUCCCUCAUAUUAGCUGUCAGACUAUUCCGGUGGCAAAGAUUUUAUGUGGGGACCUCACAUUCUACAGGCUCUAUGGCUUGGUGAUGACACUUACACUUGUUGGGUCAGACCUGAUGCUCAUUGCUCUUUCCUACUCUCUGAUCAUCAGAGCCGUUCUUAGAAUCUCCUCCCAGAAAGCCCACCAGAAAGCCCUCAACACCUGCACUGCCCACAUCGGUGUGAUGAUGACGUCUUAUACUCCCUACCUUUUUGCCAUCAUGACAAAUCGGUUUGGAGAGAGCAUCGCUCCUCACGUUCAAAUCUUCUUGGCCAAUGUCUGUGUCCUUGUCCCCACAAUGCUCAACCCAAUAGUAUAUGGAAUCAAAACCAAAGAGCUUCGUGACAAAAUGAGGAAAAACAUCUGCAGGUUGUGA